Molecule: messenger RNA, 336 nt
Organism: Lolium rigidum
Lineage: Eukaryota; Viridiplantae; Streptophyta; Magnoliopsida; Poales; Poaceae
Product: 60S acidic ribosomal protein P2A-like
Exons: 2
Coding region: 1-336 (111 amino acids)
Biological process (GO): cytoplasmic translational elongation
Cellular component (GO): cytosolic large ribosomal subunit; ribosome
Molecular function (GO): structural constituent of ribosome
Source: RefSeq, a predicted model, not a curated record
AUGAAGUACAUCGCUGCCUACCUGCUGGCCUACCUCGGUGGCAACUCAUACCCCUCUGCAGAGGACCUGACCUCCACCCUGGAGUCAGUUGGUUGUGAAAUCGAUGCUGAGAGUCUGGAACUCUUGCUGUCCCAAGUGAAGGGCAAGGACAUCACUGAGCUCUUGGCUGCUGGUAGGGAGACGUUCGCUUCAGUUCCAAGCGGUGGUGGUGGUGCUGCUGUCGCAGCAGCUGAGUCCAAGAAGGAAGAGAAGGUCGUUGAGAAGGAAGAGAGUGAUGAUGUAAGAACACUGUUCUCACCUUUGCCCUUUUUACCAACUAGAGUCUAUGAUGUUUAG